Messenger RNA from Solanum tuberosum (potato), 1271 nucleotides. RefSeq names its product WD repeat-containing protein 82-B. Gene Ontology annotation, molecular function: protein binding; chromatin binding. Gene Ontology annotation, cellular component: Set1C/COMPASS complex. Bases 103 to 1107 code for a protein of 334 amino acids. The transcript has 10 exons. The record is from RefSeq and is a predicted model, not a curated record. NCBI's taxonomy places the organism in Eukaryota, Viridiplantae, Streptophyta, Magnoliopsida, Solanales, Solanaceae.
CACAUGGUGCUCUUUGAGAAUGCCGGUGAGCAGCGUUUAGCAAAUGGUUUUUUAGCUUUUGAGGGUAUAAAAACCCUAUAAGCAUACAAGUUUGUUGCAAAGAUGAUGGCACUGUCGGAGCUCACCGAUGACAUUGUUGGGAGCAUGGCCGUUGGAGCCACUUUCUCAGAUUUUGGUGGGCAGAUAAACUCACUUGAUUUUCAUCGGACAGAAGAUUUACUGAUAACCGCUAGUGAGGAUGACUCAAUUCGACUUUUUGACAUUGCCAAUGGGAAGUUGCUGAAGACUACAUAUCAUAAGAAGCAUGGAGCUGAUCGAAUAUGCUUUACCCACCACCCUCAUUCUGUUAUAUGCUCUUCAAUACACAACUUGGAUGUGCAUGGAGAGUCUUUGCGGUACCUAUCCAUGUACGAUAAUCGAUGUCUUCGUUACUUUAAGGGACAUAAAGAGAGGGUUGUAUCACUGUGCAUGUCUCCGGUUAAUGACAGCUUUUUGUCUGGAUCUCUUGACCAUAGUGUGAGAAUAUGGGAUCUUCGCGUAAAUGCAUGCCAGGGGAUUUUGCGUCUAAGAGGUAGGCCUGCAGUUGCUUAUGACCAACAAGGCCUCGUCUUUGCAGUGGCAAUGGAAGGGGGUGCCAUCAAAUUGUUUGAUUCAAGACAUUUUGACAAGGGGCCCUUUGAAACCUUCCUAGUGGGUGGAGAUACAGCUGAGGUUUGUGACAUAAAAUUCAGCAAUGAUGGAAAAUCAAUGCUUUUAACAACUACUAGUAAUAGCAUCUAUGUGCUUGACGCCUAUGCAGGAGAGAAGCGGUGUGGGUUUAAUCUGGAUCCUUCCCCAACAGCAAUGGAGGCAACCUUUACACCAGACGGCCAGUAUGUUUUUUCAGGUUCAGGAGAUGGAAGCUUGCAUGCGUGGCACAUCGACACGCAAAAAAAGAUUUGUAGCUGGGAUAGCCACAUAGGUGUGGCAUCGUGCUUGAAAUGGGCGCCAAGAAGAGUCAUGUUUGUUGCUGCAUCAUCAGUUCUUACCUUUUGGAUUCCUGAUCAUAGAGGUCCUGGUGAAGCCGCUGGAGUCCAAGUAGAAGAACAAGUUACUCUUACUCAAUGACGUCUUUAUAAGUUACAUGUAGGUGUAAACACACCUGGGCACUCUUAGAAGUUAUAUGGCCAUUGUUGAUUUGAUUCUUGUCAGUGCUUUUAUUUCCAAAUGUUUGAAAUUUUAUAUGUCCUUUGGCUUCUCAAACCCUAUCUCUUCGAUAUGGAUUUUCUCAA